AUGUCUUCAAGUUCCCGCUUAUCUGCCAGCCAAAAAGAGGGUGUACAAUAUUCAUCUACCCCUAGUUUUCUAGGCCCAGAGUGGCUUGAUAACGCUGUUCCAAUCCCCGGUGAUAAUGUAGAGACGCAUUUUCAGGGUUUUCCAUUGCUGCCACCACUUGAUCCAACCUCUCCAGGAUCUUCUCAAGGCCACUAUGAAAAUUAUUAUGAUUAUCAGCCAAAAACACCCCAACAACAAGUACAAUACGAUCCGACUGACAUUGCUAUUAAAAAUUAUAAUCCUAAAUAUACAUCGUCUCAAAGCGCCAAAGUUUCUAAUAUAAAGUCUAUAAAGAAAUACACAUGCUCCGAAUUUUUCUACGAAUCAGAACAUACAUAUAAAUUAAAUAGACAUAUGAAAACCCACACGGGCGACAGAAGUUUGUUUUGCUGCCCUAAAUGCCCAAACACAUACUCUACCAAAUACAAUCUUAAAAGACAUGUCAACAAAUGCGAAGGUUGA
Molecule: messenger RNA, 501 nt
Organism: Phycomyces blakesleeanus NRRL 1555(-)
Lineage: Eukaryota; Fungi; Mucoromycota; Mucoromycetes; Mucorales; Phycomycetaceae
Product: C2H2-type zinc finger transcription factor
Exons: 4
Coding region: 1-501 (166 amino acids)
Source: RefSeq, a predicted model, not a curated record